Molecule: messenger RNA, 2086 nt
Organism: Benincasa hispida (wax gourd)
Lineage: Eukaryota; Viridiplantae; Streptophyta; Magnoliopsida; Cucurbitales; Cucurbitaceae
Gene: U1-70K
Product: U1 small nuclear ribonucleoprotein-70K
Biological process (GO): mRNA splicing, via spliceosome
Cellular component (GO): U2-type prespliceosome; precatalytic spliceosome; U1 snRNP
Molecular function (GO): mRNA binding; U1 snRNA binding
Source: RefSeq, a predicted model, not a curated record
AAAUUUGGCCCAAGGAGAAUCCGACCUAGCAGAAUAGUCUGUAUAUAAAUAGCGUCGAUAAAACGAGAAACCUUUUCCGCCUUUUGGCUGCCGCCUCCUCCAGUUUCCUCCGUUUCGACCCGACUGUACGAAUUAGAUCCGAGCAAAGAGCACUCACCAAUGUUAUCUCUCCACUCCAUUUGAUUUCUUGUAUCAAUUAUUUGUAAUCGAAUUAGUCUGAGGGACGAUACUGCGCUACCAUGGGGGAUUACAAUGAUGCCUUCAUGCGAAACCAAAACGCGGCGGUUCAGGCUCGUACUAAGGCCCAGAAUCGUGCCAAUGUCCUUCAACUCAAACUGAUUGGGCAGAGUCAUCCCACUGGUCUUACGGCCAAUCUCCUGAAGCUCUUUGAGCCCCGACCGCCUUUGGAGUUCAAACCUCCACCGGAGAAAAGAAAAUGUCCACCAUUAACAGGGAUGGCCCAGUUUGUGAGUAGUUUUGCAGAACCUGAUGACCCGGAAUAUGCACCCCCUGUUCAAAAGGGUGAAACUCCGGCAGAAAGGAGGGCCAGAAUUCACUUGCUCAGAAUUGAAAAGGGUGCAGAGAAAGCUGCCGAGGAGCUGCCAAAAUAUCUUGAACGUGAUGAUCCAAAUGUUACCGGAGAUCCAUACAAAACACUCUUUGUGGCUAGGCUGAAUUAUGAGACAACUGAGAGCAGAAUCAAAAGAGAGUUCGAGUCUUAUGGGCCAAUCAAGCGGGUCCGAUUGAUUACGGACAAAGUGACAGGUAAACCUAAAGGCUACGCUUUCAUUGAGUACAUGCACAAAAGAGAUAUGAAAGCCGCAUAUAAGCAAGCUGAUGGUAGGAAGAUUGAUGGUAGGAGGGUACUAGUGGAUGUAGAACGAGGUAGAACAGUACCAAAUUGGCGACCCCGCCGGCUGGGUGGUGGUCUUGGAACUACGAGAGUGGGAGGUGAAGAAAAUAGCCAGAGGCACUCUGGAAGAGAACAACAACAGGCUGGUGCACCAUCUAGAUCAGAGGAGCCUAGGGCUCGUGAAGAUCGCCAUGCAGAGCGAGAUAGGGAAAAGUCUUAUGACAAGGGAAGAGACCGAGAAAGAGAUAGAGAGAAGUCUCGUGAACGUUCCCAUGAGAGAUCUAAGGACCGUGACGUCAGAGAGGACAGGCAUCACAGAGAUCGUGAUAGGACUAGGGAUAGAGAUAGGGAUAGGGAUAGAGAGAGAGAUCGUGGCUAUGACCGUGAUAGAACACGUGAUCGAGGAAGGGAUCGAGGUCGUGACCAUGAUCGUGACAGAGAUCGAGAUCGGGAUCGUCAUCGGGAUAGAGAUAGGGAGAGGGAUCGGGAUCGGGAUCAUGAAGGAGGAUAUCCAGACCCUGAUCGUGGUCGCUCCCAUGAUAGGGACGAUUAUGAUCGGAUUGAAUCAAAAUAUGAAAAGGAUAGACAUGGUGAUAGGGACAGGGAUAUUGAUCAUGCUGAAACUGAGGAUGGUCGUGGGUGGUAUGAUCAGCCUGAACAUGGGCACAGACACCCAGAUACUGAUCAUGAUCCCCAGUACUAUGAUCACUUUGAACAUAACCGAAGUCGAGGGCAAUAUGAUCACUCAGAAGGCCAUCGUGACCAAGAUCGUUAUGAUCAGUAUGAUGAUAGAAUGGAGGAUGAUUACCCUUAUGAACGUGGCACUUCUGAAUCACAUGAUAGAGAGAGGUCUCGUGAUUUGAAUCAUGAAUAUAAGCGCAGUGAGAGAUCCCAUUCGAGAGAGUACUAGUGGCGGUGCGUUCUGCUGGUUAAAGAUGACAUCAAAGUUCAUGAAAAUAUUAUGUUGCGGCUGUGUUCGGUGUGGGGAUUGUCGUCUUCUUUUAAUUGACCUAUAGUUGCUCAAACAAACAUCUUGAUAUGCCUGAUGCUGUAUGUUGGAAGUUUCAGUUUCAUCGUUGAUGCUGUAUGUUCUUGGAAGUUUCAAUUGCAGAUUUUUGCACAGUUUAUUUAUGUGCUAAAACUCCUUCGACUUAAUGACAUGUGUAUUAGUUUGGGACCGUGAUUUUUAAGCGCCGAGAGUGGUUAUAAAACGUUUUUGUAUGCUUCAUUCGA